AUGGAUGCCCUAACAUCGGACAUACAGGAAGAGGCGCCUUGGUGUAUGCUGUUUGCCGACGACAUUGUUCUCGUUGGAGAGGAAGGGCCUGAGGUACAGAGAAGACUGGCAAAAUGGAAAGAAAGGUUGGAAAACGUUGGUUUGAAGAUCAGUCGAACAAAAACCGAGCACAUGUUUUGUGAUUUGGGUGGUUCUUCAGACUUCACGCCAAUCGCCUUAGAUGGUGUAUCCCUGCCAUGCUGCUUCGACUUCAAGUACCUCGGCUCUAUACUUCAGAACGACGGCAACAUAGACCGGGACGUCACUAAUCGAAUAAACGCUGGUUGGAUGAAAUGGCGACAGGUCUCUACAACAGCAUGCGAUCGUAGAAUGCCCCUUCAGCUCAAGGGAAAAAAUUACAAAACGAUCAUUAGACCUGUCGUGCUGUAUGAAUCGGAGUGUUGGGCGACGAAAACACGCUUUCCGAUUCGAGAUGAAGGCCGUGGUUAUACUAAUGCAGUUGAGGUGUCAAACUAUGCUGGAACAUGGAAACCAGCAUUUGCGUUGAGUUCCAUGAGUUUCCAUAAGUUUUUCCUAAACCAAGCGCUAUAA
This is a messenger RNA of Bombyx mandarina (wild silkworm), 591 nucleotides long. Its product is annotated as LINE-1 retrotransposable element ORF2 protein. NCBI's taxonomy places the organism in Eukaryota, Metazoa, Arthropoda, Insecta, Lepidoptera, Bombycidae. The record is from RefSeq and is a predicted model, not a curated record. Gene Ontology annotation, molecular function: catalytic activity.